AUGAGCGACUCCUACUGCCCCGACUGCAAGAAGCAGACGGAGGUGGCAUUCGACCACUCGGCGGGGGACACGGUGUGCACCGAGUCCGGCCUCGUCCUCGAGGCGCACUCCGUCGACGAGACCUCCGAGUGGCGUACCUUCGCCAACGAGUCCAACGACAACGACCCUGUCCGCGUCGGCGGCCCCUCCAACCCGCUCCUCACCGACGGCGGCCUCUCCACCGUCAUCGCCAAGCCCAACGGCGCCCAGGGCGACUUCCUCUCCUCCUCCCUCGGAAGGUGGCAGAACCGCGGCUCCAACCCCGACCGAUCCCUCAUUCUCGCCUUCCGCACCAUCGCCAACAUGGCUGACAGGUACGCCUCUCCGAAACUCCCUUUCUUACGCUACAGCUUCGAUCUGGUUCUAUCCAAGUAUGUAGUAGUUUGUGCUGAUUUCUAGGAUAUACUGUGCCGCGUGCUUGUUCGCCUGAUUUUGGGUCUGGGACGAUGGAUUUAGGUGAGGAAUGUGACAUGGGGUUUCAGGGUUGGUUAUCACC
Molecule: messenger RNA, 535 nt
Organism: Zea mays
Lineage: Eukaryota; Viridiplantae; Streptophyta; Magnoliopsida; Poales; Poaceae
Product: transcription initiation factor IIB-like
Exons: 1
Coding region: 1-438 (145 amino acids)
Biological process (GO): DNA-templated transcription initiation; transcription preinitiation complex assembly
Cellular component (GO): nucleus; transcription preinitiation complex
Molecular function (GO): TBP-class protein binding
Source: RefSeq, a predicted model, not a curated record